Molecule: messenger RNA, 2778 nt
Organism: Myxocyprinus asiaticus (Chinese sucker)
Lineage: Eukaryota; Metazoa; Chordata; Actinopteri; Cypriniformes; Catostomidae
Product: polyadenylate-binding protein 1A-like
Exons: 16
Coding region: 406-2373 (655 amino acids)
Cellular component (GO): nucleus; cytoplasmic stress granule; ribonucleoprotein complex
Molecular function (GO): mRNA 3'-UTR binding; poly(U) RNA binding; poly(A) binding
Source: RefSeq, a predicted model, not a curated record
GAAACCCACCGGCUGACAGAGCUGUGUGAGUGCGUGUGUGCUCCAGAGCUUGCCUCGGCACACAUUAUAUAAAAAAUAAAAAAAUACAAAAAAAAAUAUUAAAAACUUUUAAAAAUUACAAAAAAUCAUUUCUUUUCUUUUUAAAUAAAAUUCGGUGAAGCGGGAGGCCUAGAAACAUCGCAACAAACCCGAAGAAAAAAAACCGACAGUUAUAACGGACGUCUGUGAGCUCGCGGAGGCCUGGCGGUUUUACUUGAUUCGUUGAUUUCGAUAUUAUUGCGUUUUCAAACUUCAGUCGCCCUUAUUAUUCCCCAUUUUAAAACAAAGAAUCAAACGCUUUAGUCGGACCUGGGAUUAAUUCUUUUAAACGACGAUAGUUAAUCCUUACCUGCGACCCAAGAGAAAAUGAACCCCAGCGCUCCUAGUUACCCCAUGGCCUCACUGUAUGUGGGGGACCUGCACCAGGACGUGACUGAAGCCAUGCUCUACGAGAAGUUCAGCCCGGCCGGGGCCAUCCUUUCCAUCCGGGUGUGCAGGGACAUGAUCACCCGCAGGUCGCUCGGCUACGCUUAUGUCAACUUUCAGCAGCCUGCAGACGAAAAUAUGCCCUCAAAGAUGGGGAAAAAAAAACACCUGCAAAUUAAUUCUGUAGCUGAACGAGCUCUAGACACCAUGAACUUCGAUGUGAUCAAGGGCAGACCUGUCCGCAUUAUGUGGUCUCAGCGUGAUCCCUCUUUGCGGAAGAGCGGUGUUGGAAACAUCUUUAUCAAGAACUUGGACAAGUCUAUUGAUAACAAAGCCCUUUAUGACACCUUUUCUGCGUUUGGCAACAUCUUGUCGUGCAAGGUUGUUUGCGAUGAGAAUGGCUCAAAGGGGUACGGUUUUGUGCACUUUGAGACGCAGGAAGCAGCUGAAAGAGCCAUUGAGAAAAUGAACGGCAUGUUACUGAAUGACCGAAAAGUGUUUGUGGGGCGCUUCAAAUCUCGCAAAGAGAGGGAGGCUGAGCUCGGAGCAAGAGCGAAAGAAUUUACCAAUGUAUACAUCAAAAACUUUGGGGAAGAUAUGGAUGAUGACAAACUCAAGGACAUCUUCAGCAAAUAUGGUACUGCUAUGAGCAUCCGUGUCAUGACUGAUGAAAGCGGAAAAUCCAGAGGCUUUGGAUUUGUCAGUUUUGAGAGGCAUGAAGACGCCCAAAGGGCUGUGGAUGAAAUGAACGGGAAAGAGCUGAACGGAAAACUCAUCUACGUGGGUCGUGCUCAGAAGAAAGUGGAACGUCAGACUGAGCUCAAGCGCAAGUUUGAACAGAUGAAGCAGGAUCGCAUGACUCGAUACCAGGGUGUCAAUCUCUAUGUGAAGAACUUGGAUGAUGGUAUUGAUGAUGAGCGUCUCCGUAAAGAGUUCUCUCCCUUUGGUACAAUCACCAGUGCCAAGGUCAUGAUGGACGGCGGUCGCAGUAAAGGCUUCGGUUUUGUCUGUUUCUCUUCUCCUGAGGAAGCCACUAAGGCAGUGACUGAGAUGAAUGGCCGCAUUGUGGCCACUAAGCCGCUGUACGUGGCUCUGGCUCAGCGUAAAGAGGAACGGCAGGCCCAUCUCACCAACCAGUACAUGCAGAGGAUGGCCAGUGUCCGUGCAGUGCCAAAUCCUGUUAUCAACCCCUAUCAACCUGCACCACCAUCAGGAUACUUCAUGGCCGCCAUUCCACAAGCCCAGAACAGAGCUGCAUAUUACACUACAGGUCAGCUCGCCCAGCUCAGACCCAGCCCUCGCUGGACCACACAGGGUGUCAGGCCUCAGCACUUUCAGAACUUGCCAGGCACGAUGCGCCCUUCUGUUCCCAGACCUCAGACGUUCAGCACUAUGCGUCCUGCCUCCCAAGUGCCCCGCAUGAUGUCCACUCAGCGUGUCGCUGCUCAGACUAUGGGUCCACGGGCCACAACUGCAACAACCGCAGCAGCUGUACCUCCAGUGCGUGGCGUACCUCAGUACAAAUACGGAUCCGGUGCCCGCAACUCCCAGCAGCACAUGAACACACAGCCUCAGGUUACUAUGCAGCAGCCUGCUGUGCAUGUGCAAGGACAGGAGCCCCUGACUGCAUCUAUGCUUGCCGCUGCUCCGCCACAAGAACAGAAGCAGAUGCUUGGUGAGCGUCUUUUCCCGCUGAUCCAGAACAUGCACCCCAGCCUGGCUGGCAAGAUCACUGGAAUGCUUUUGGAAAUCGACAACUCUGAGCUCCUCCACAUGCUGGAGUCGCCUGAGUCUUUGCGCUCCAAGGUUGAUGAAGCAGUAGCCGUACUCCAGGCUCAUCAGGCUAAAGAAGCUGCUCAGAAAACAGUGACCAACUCUACUGGUGUGCCAAGGGGUGUCGAGCCUUGAAACUUCACCGAGAGGAAAAUGUAAACAUCGCAAAACAACUAAAACACAGAAAACAUCGCAAAACAUCUAAAAACAAUAUUUAAAAAAGAAAUUGCAAAGAGCCAGGUCUAGAGAAGAAAGUUUUAGGCCUAGUUAGGUAUUUUUAAAAAAAGGAAUAAAAAGUGUAAAACAGAAAAAUAAUGUUGGAUCAAAAAAAACAAAAAACAAAAAAAAGAGAGAAAGAAAGAAAAGUUCCAUUGUAUAGGGAAAACAGCCCUAAAGCAUUCCUGCCUUGUUUUAUUUGCUGUUAAAGACUGGCUGUGUCAUGUUCUUGGAAAGGAGGUGGGAACUGACUGAACCAUCAAUGUGAAGUUUAUCUUAAAUUAAAAAUUAGCUUGCUGAAAUAAAGUUAAUUAAAAUGCAAAA